Messenger RNA from Biomphalaria glabrata, 1275 nucleotides. RefSeq names its product alpha-1A adrenergic receptor-like. The coding region runs from base 571 to 1275 and encodes 234 amino acids. Gene Ontology annotation, biological process: G protein-coupled receptor signaling pathway. Gene Ontology annotation, molecular function: G protein-coupled receptor activity. The transcript is spliced from 6 exons. Lineage: Eukaryota; Metazoa; Mollusca; Gastropoda; Planorbidae. The record is from RefSeq and is a predicted model, not a curated record. Gene Ontology annotation, cellular component: membrane.
GGGGGGUUGCAUGGCUGAAACGAGUUUGUGCGGAAAUGUUCUGUGCCUAGAAGUGAUUGGGUGCGCUGUGAUUCUAAUGGAACUCAUGUCCCGACCAUCUUUAAAUGGAAUCGCAUAAAAAUGUCACGGAAAAAAAAAAAAGAAGCCUUAAAAAAAUGUACUCUGCACGCUAAUGGGGGUGAUCGCUUAUAAAGGUGCCGCGUAUCAUCAAUUCACCUACGCGACCAAAGACCGUGAGUGAGUGGAGGCAAGGAGGGUGCAGAAUUCAUGACAACAUUCCGCGUGACGCCGCUGUUGUCAGGGCAAUCAAUGCCACGAUACGACUCUUUAGACUUUAGAUCUAAUUCACGGUGCAGCCAGCCAGGAGUUAAAUGUCAUGUAAGACUGCCCCCACGACCUGCAGAUCACUUAGUCGGAAUGUUUCUCGCCCUAAAUGUUCACGCUGAAUUAGUCAAGGCUCCAGAAAGUACUGUUUUAGUCGUAGCAGUAUUUAACUUGGCUUCCUGGAUAUACACCAUGAUGGAGAUUCGUUCAAACGUUGGUAUAUCUGUAUGCAAUAGAGAAUGAACAAUGCCAUUCAUGAUGGACGACGAUGACAUGUACAUCUCCAUGCCACUGGUCAUCGGUAUUUACAUCGCCAUCAUCGCCUUCUGCCUGCUGGGGAAUCUGGCAGUCAUAGUCAUUGUGGUGGCCAGACCAGUGCUUCAUACCUCUACCAGUUACUUCCUGAUCUCUCUCUCCGUCGCUGACCUCUUCGUGGGCGGGGUCGUGGUGUCCCUGACAUUGGCGCACAAAUUGAAUCUUCAUUACGCUUCAGGAUUUGGUCGACUUGCAUGUGUAGUGCCACCGUACCUUGAACUGACCUGCAUCACUGCCAGUGUCUACUCUCUUCUUUGUGUCAGUAUUGACAGAUACCGAGCUAUCGUCCUGGCCAGAAAGCCUGCAAGGGACGGCCUCAUCAUUCUAAGCUUCGCCAUGGUAUGGGUUGGGUCACUCUUGUACGCUGCCAAGGUCUUCCUCCAAGACUACUUGACAGUCAACAGCGGCGACCCAAUCAGUGCAUCGGACACAACCCCUGCUUUUCAGACAGCAGAAACAGCAAGCGGCAGUGCAUCCAACACAACAUCACCUUAUGUCAAAGCAGAGACAACAAGCGGUGGCCCUGAAGACUUGUAUUCACUGGACACGUCUUUCUGCAGUCUUCUUGUGGAGGAAGACACGGCUGAUUUACCGUUUAGGUCAUUGGUCACUUUUAGACCUCUCUCUAAUAGCUGA